Molecule: messenger RNA, 1529 nt
Organism: Styela clava
Lineage: Eukaryota; Metazoa; Chordata; Ascidiacea; Stolidobranchia; Styelidae
Product: tRNA-splicing endonuclease subunit Sen34-like
Biological process (GO): tRNA-type intron splice site recognition and cleavage; tRNA splicing, via endonucleolytic cleavage and ligation
Cellular component (GO): tRNA-intron endonuclease complex
Molecular function (GO): nucleic acid binding; tRNA-intron lyase activity
Source: RefSeq, a predicted model, not a curated record
ACUAAUGAUGUAAAUAUGGAUUACAAAUACCUGACUGUCCUUCGAUAAUAGGAAUUAGCCAUCAAUAAUUUCAGGUCUGAAGGUUGCAGCACAUUUCUUCAUUUGUUGGGGGCGACACCAAAUCAAAUAUUUUGAGCUUGAUUAUGGAAAAAGGUGACCAAAUUGUGAUUGAUCAAUGCGAAAACAAUUUUAUGGUAUGGAAAGCAUCCCAUAUCUUGGAACUUCGCAAAACAUAUCGGAUUGUUGGAACUUGCAUUGGAAGUUUGCCUUGGAAACCAAGACAAAAUGUUCAAAACAGUAUCCCAUUACAACUGAGCAAAUUUGAGGCAACCUAUUUGAUUAGUCGAAACAUCGCUGUGUUACGUAAUUCAAACCAUUAUCCUAAAGACUUAUUUUCGGAUGAGAGGAGAGUGGAAAUGAACCAACAGCGUUCGGUACAAAGAAAAGCACAAAUACAGGUGCUGCAAAAACAGAAAUCAGAAGAGUUAGAUGCAUUGUCAGGCUCAAUAUUACAAGGAAAAAUUGCGAAACGGAUUAAAUUAAGCUCACAAUCUGACAAGGUUGAAGAUGAAAACUUCGAAACAUUCAAACAAUCAGAGUUAAAUAAAACAAGUCUUUUGAAUGAUGACCAAAUGUGGGUCAAAAUGAAUGUGAAAAGUACACUGACAACAUUUUUACCAACAUCUGAAGAUGUUAAAUCUAAUUUAAAUGACAAUGAAUCAUUACAGUUUGAUGUGUUCUGUGAUCUACAUGAUCAGGGAUUCUUUGUGGCCAAUGGGAAUAAAUUCGGAGGGCAUUUUCUUGUAUAUCCUGACGAUCCUGUUUCAUAUCAUUCAUUUUAUAUCGCAUUCUGUGUUCAACGGUAUAAAAAAAUGUCUGGAAAUGAAUAUUCAGCAUUAGGAAGACUCGCAAGUUCAGUUAAAAAGACAUUACUAAUAUGUUCAAAAUCUGAAGGUGGACAUAUAGAAUAUUUAUCCAUGUCUUGGACAGGAAUUGCACCGUAAUUUCAAAAAGCGUUGGGCUUACUGUGUUGUCAUCGUAGGUUAAUCAUCCUGGCUUCAAAUCGCAAGGCUCACCGCCUGACACAGGGUGUAAUAAAUUGGAUAGGCAAUGUCAAACCAGGAAAAUUCCAGUCUUUGGUGAUAAUUUCUUAUAUAGCAUUAAAUUAGUGAAUACUCAGCGUUUUUCAGAGAGAAAGGCACAAAUAAUCGUUGGGUAAAAAAACCUAACAUGACUGAUUUGGUACAAUAUUUAUGCUCGAUUUAUAUAGGAACGUUGAUCGUUUCAAAUUUUUGUUCACAAUUUAUGUUUUGAAGCAUGUGCAUGAAUGGCCUAUUAUAUGGGAAAGUUGUUAGGUUUAAGGUCAUGAUCUUGUACCAUCUGUGUGAUCUUUAGGUCCAUUUCAUUUAUGAUUACAUCUCAAUUACCUAGUUUUAAUUUGUACUUUGGUAGCAAUAUUUUUUAUAUGACUUAUGGCUGUUAGCAAUGAGUUUGGGAAUGUUAAACAUAUCCUCCCCUCUCUCUACCAG